GCUGCUCCUGCCUCAGCCGGUGAUGCUGCCGCUAUAUUAUUAUUAUUAUUAUUAUCAUCGUCGUCGCUAUACAUUACGAUUUAAUCGUUAUUCUUUAGUUUUACACGCGCGCCUUUAGCGUGCGACGUGCGUGCGCUUGUUGCCGUCGCCGUGUUACGCUAUAAAAAGUUGACGUUUUUAGAACAUAAUAUUAUUAUCAUACCUAAUCUCAAAGUCAAACGAAAUCACGCGUAACGCGUGUCAUGCAGUGUCCGCCGCCGCCACCGCCGUAAAAUUUUAAAUAACAAUCCAGUGGAUAUUAUAAUAUUAUUAUUAUUAUUAGGUAUCAUUACACAAGUGACAAGUGAUAUUAUUGUAUUAUUAUUUUUCACGAUGCAGUGCGGACGACGAGUGCGCUGGCUGGAGUGCUGGACGACGAUCGUACGAUGUGCAUUUCUUUGAAAUUAUUAUUACAACGAUGAUAAUUAUUGGUGAUUGUAAAAUGCCGUAAAAUCGUAUUAUUUUGUUGAUUUCGUCGUAAUCGCAGUCCACCACUUUGCCCGCGUUGCAUCUAUUCACGCCGUCCGCUCGGAGCAAAGUCCAACACGCGGACUGUAAUCUCCGUUCUUCGUCGUCGCCGGUAAUGCACUACGUACACGUCAUUACAACCAUACCUAUUUCUGUCGUCGGUCACUGCGAAACGUGCGACGGCGACUGCCACCGCGCACCGCCGAAUACGAAAAUAAACGCGUUCGAGAGUCAAGUCGACUGCUCCCGGGCACACGUCGGCUCGCUGUCGUAAGCACUAAUAAUAAACGGACCCGAACGCGGACGGGCGCGCCGACAACGACGUUUCUGUUUAUUACCGCCGCCGCCGCCGCCCGAUGUAUUUCGCCGCUAAUACCGUUGUUGUUAAUAAUAAUUAUCAUAUUAUUAUUCAUUUCGUGCGUAGGUAGUGUAGCGUUGUACAGUGUUUUUUUUUUUUUUUUAUAUUAUCGUCUCGGUUUCCGCUCGACGCUAUCGGACCGGCUGCAAUACAUGAUUCAAUCGUACAACAAACACUCCGGUAUAUUACGAAGGAAUUUACGACAUAGAAUUAAUAUCGUUUGAAUAUAUAUUUUUUUAUAUGCACAAUUUAUAUCUAUCUAUGUCACAGUUAAAAAACUAUACGUCCAAUAUUCGAUCCAUGAGUGGUAUUGUCUUCACGCCUAAAAUAUUAUACCAUAAUAGUGAAUGGUAUUAUACUCGUAAUUAAUAACUAUUAGCUGAUAAUAAGAGUGGUCGCGAUAUGGAAUGCCGCCGGACUGUUGUUACCGGCGGAGUGUUGCGAUCGCCUCCGUCCGUGUCAGCUGCACCGCUGACGAUAGCUGCGAAUUCGAACGUCAUGCGGCACCGGGGCCGUCGCCAUAGUCGACCGUACGAUUGUGCUGACGAUAUUGUCGAUGAAUACAACAACAACAACAACAACAGUAACGUAACAACCGUGACCACGAUCAACAACACGACUCACCUCAUCGAUGAGUUGGAACAGCUGCGGACCGACAACUUUCAGCUCCGGUUGCGCGUCUACAACGCCGAGCGACGGGUAGACAGGCUGUCGGCAGCCGCACUUGCGCGGGACCGGAAAAAGCGCAGCGACUACACCGAUACCGACAGCGACGACUCCGACGCUAGUAGUGGUGCCGACCACAAUAAUGCGGCGGCGAAGGCAACCGCCGAAGCGGCCGUGCGUACCAUCCACGACUUACUGACCGUCAACCGGCGAUUGCUGGCACUACUGGCGGCCACAGUGUCAGCCAAAGCGGUGUCCGUGUCCACCGACGACAAACGACGAUGGCAGAGACUGCGAAAUCACAUCGAAGAAUACGCCGUAGACGAUCAGGUACAGCACGAAGAGAAGACAAACGAAGACGAAAACGAUGAAUUUCAUGACGCAUCUGCGACGGACUCCGAGACGUCGUGCAAAGCGCGGGUACUGUCCGCGGAGCGUUCGGUGACAAGACAGAACGUUCUGCGUUCGCCACCACCGCCACCACAGCCACCACCAUCCACACAACUCGAGACCGCGGGCGUGCAGGAUGACGAGGGUGCUGGUUCUGAGGUGUCCCGUCUGCGGGGGCGGUGCAGACGGCUGGAGCGGUCACUGCAACAGCUGGUCAACACGGAACUGUGGGCUCGGAACCGGCAGAUCGGAAAGCUCGAGCAGCAACGGUACGUAACGCAGGUGGCCGCGCAGAGAGACAGGAGACCGGCCGAGCAGGCGGUGACAGCUGCAGUUGCAGCUCCGCCACAGCAACAACAUCUGCAGCAGUUCCCUUCGAAAGCCGCGGUGUCGACUACUUCGCCGCCAGCGACCAAAGGAAUCUUGGUAAUCCGGUCAGCCGCGGAGACACCCUGCGCCGCAAAAUUACCAGCAGCUGCCCGUACAGAAUCGCAGACUGCAGCAGCGUCAUCGCCACCGAAAAUAGCCACCAUCACGACGCCGCCGCCAGUGUUGCCGGACUACUCGGAAGUUAACUUUUUUUUUAGCUGCGACGAAGAAGAUGACGACGACGAUGAUGACCACGACCGCCGAGAAAACUCCACUGAGACCAAAUCAUCGUCAGAAGAGGAGACUGUGGAUUCGAACGACUGCAAGGGUGACGAAGAGCCUGUGCGGUUAGCUGCGGUCGGUGCUCCGUUGGCGUCGUCGACGAGUACGCGGAAACGUCACUGUCGACCGCAUCAUCGACUAAUGCAACAGCCAAUCAAGGGCGUCGGCGAUUCAGCGACCGUUACUACGACAACGUCCUCGUCAACAGAGUCUGCGGCCGCGGAGGAGGAGGCGGACGAAUUGAACGGCGACGGCGUUAUUAGGACGACGACGACGAAUGCUACGUCACCCUGCACCACUCGACGUCAUCGGACCGUAAGUGGUGGCGGCGGUUUGCAUAGAAGGCGGCGGUGCAGGCCACCGCGUCGGUGUUCGACUUGCGGCCGUUGCAGUGGCGGCGUGGACGCGGCCGUGGCGACGGCAGAUCGUCCAAAGCCGCCGUCCGUGGCUGACGCGCAAGUGCAGUGCGGUGACGGAAACGUAGCAAUUGACCAUGGCUUCAAUAGUGAUCGUGGCGACGGCGAACUGCAGCUGCAACAGUUGCGCCGUGAACUGGACGCCCGGCGGCGUGAAAACGGUCGACUGUACGACAUGUUACUGAGACUACAACGCGGAACGCGACCGGGCGACCGGGGAAAAGGUGACGGUGGCCCUAGGAUUCCGUCUCCCGACUUCUCGGACUCAGAUCCAUGUGGUUCGCCCGAACCAUACCGACGGGCUGCCGGAGUCGUCCGCGGCCGCAUCGCUGACCUGUUGCCGCCGCUCCUGUCCAUGCGGUCGAUUUCAGACGAUGACGACGACGACGACGGUGGUGGUGGUGACAGAUCCCAUCAGCGGUACCGGCCGGACGGUGCGGAACAACAACAGCAACAGCAACAACAACAGCUGCAACUACUCACCCGUCUCAGGGAACGCAUAGUGGCGUACGAACGGCGUGAACUUAAUGGCGGUGACGACCGCGCAGCUGCUGUCGUGCAGCAGUCGGCGGACCCGUCGGAUGACGCUGUCCGCCGCAUGGACCGCACCGAACUGGUAAACGUGGCGCUCCCGCGGGUCGUAGAACGGCUCCGCCGGGCGCUCGUGCCGCUGUUGCAGCAUCGGCCGGAAAAUGCUGUCGCUGCGGCGUCGGUCCGUGGUGGAUCGGGAAACGGGGGCGGUGAUUUCGUCACCGAUGGCGCACGAUCACUGCCGCCGAGUGGAGGACGAUGACAAAGAUUUUAUACGUAGCACCAUCCCUUACCACCCGUAUAUUAUAUUUUGAAUACCGUUUAAACACCGUUUGAAUACCGUGGUUAUUCAGUUUUUUGUUUUUUAAUAUUAUAUGUAUUAUUGUUGUUAACGUUUUUUUUAUAUAUAUAUUAUGACACUUCUAAAUUUUUAUACGCUAAAUAACUAUUAUUAUCAUUAUAAAUUAUUACAUCUUACGAUGUUUAUUGCAAUAUAUACCUAUAUACCUAUAGGUACAGCUAUACUAAUAUAGUAAUUUGCCAAAAGAAUUAUUUCUUCACGUGUGCCAAAAAAAAAAAAUCAUUUUUUGUAUACCUAUUCUAAUGAAUAAUGAUUACUGUCUGGCAUUGUAUAUUAUAUUCUACCUACAUUUUUUAUAUAUUAUUAAUGGGUAAACACUAGAUGCAAAAUUAAAAUUUUUAUUGUAUUGACUAUUUAUAUAAUAUACGCAUAAAUAUAUUAUACUUGCA
Molecule: messenger RNA, 4269 nt
Organism: Acyrthosiphon pisum (pea aphid)
Lineage: Eukaryota; Metazoa; Arthropoda; Insecta; Hemiptera; Aphididae
Exons: 2
Coding region: 1268-3781 (837 amino acids)
Source: RefSeq, a predicted model, not a curated record